Molecule: messenger RNA, 950 nt
Organism: Eimeria acervulina
Lineage: Eukaryota; Apicomplexa; Conoidasida; Eucoccidiorida; Eimeriidae
Exons: 8
Source: RefSeq, a predicted model, not a curated record
AUGGCGGACUCAGUGGAGGAUCCGCAGCAGCACGAACUGCAGCAUGCUGCUGUCGAUCAGCAGCAGCAGCAAGGGCAGCAGCAUGGGCAGCAGCAUGAGCAGCAGCACGAGCAGCAGCAUGGGCAGCAGCACGAGCAGCAGCACGAGCAGCAGCAACAGCAGCAGCAGCAGCAGCAGCAGCAGCAGCAGCAUUCUCUUUCUCUUUUGCUGCAGGAUAAACAAGAGUCUCUUACCCCUGAAGAGUUGCAGUCAUUCUUCUCUAAUAUAGAAGAGCCAAGCCCUCAUAUGUCUUCACCUGCCGAUGAAUACCGCCCUCUAGGAAGUCCCCGUUACAGUGUCUGGGGAGCGGGAAGGCAGUCUGUGAUGUGGUCGGGGGUCUCUAGCCAGAGUUCCGUGAGUGAAGAAGAGACUACAGCCCCUAAAGAGCAAGAGAGCUGGUUAGGGUUUAUUAAAAGCAUUUCGCCGCACUUCUUCGGCGGAGACCCGAUAAAACAAAGACAAGCAAAAAUGUUGUUAAUCGAAGCUCUAGACCACUUCGAUCUCGUCAACGAUUUGUUUUUUCUUUUGAGGGUUUCUCUGGUUUUAUAUCGGCGUCGAUUCUUCAGCGACCUCCGCAGCAUUCGUUUUGUGCUGCUGUGGUUGGGGUGUUUGCGAUUGUUUGUGCCGUUUGCCGUCUUUGGGGAGAUAAAGCGCUCGGGAACAGAAUGCCCUCAGGCGUUGUUUAUGUUUGAGCGGCUUACCUGGACGUUUCAGCUGUUGAUGCGUUUAAUUGAAGACCUCCCUCAGCUUCUGAUGUCUUUUAUAUAUCUUAUUAAUUACGGCAAAGACAACUACGCUAUUGCUGUCAUCAGCUACAGCAGCAUAAUGUUUAUUAUAACGUCAAUUCGAAUGGGCAAGCGAUAUCCUUUCAAAGGCACUCUGUAUCUCCUCUUCUCUUCAAGAGCUCCUAU